This is a messenger RNA of Clonostachys rhizophaga, 342 nucleotides long. The record is from the annotation of a GenBank genome assembly. Lineage: Eukaryota; Fungi; Ascomycota; Sordariomycetes; Hypocreales; Bionectriaceae.
AUGACGUAUUUUGUCGCGGCUCAAUGCAUGGUGUCUUGGAGCGAUCUAUCCAUCCUGCUUCCUACGCCCCAGGCGCGAGAACUGCAGAUACACGACGGGCACGACGAAGCUGGUGGCCAGGAUGCCCAGCACGACGAGGAAGUGCGCCCCCAGGCUCAUCUGGGGCUCGAACUCGACCCCGUCGUCGUCGACGGCGCGGCGGCCCCUCUCCCACCGCCGGCGGUCCUCGUGCCUCUGUGUCCGCUCGUGGCCCUGCUUGUCGAAGUGCCAGACCUCGUCGUGGUGCCGGUGCCCGAAGGGGUCGGAGCCCGGUCCCAUCCCGCCGUGCCUGCCGCUACCGCC